GUUACUAUUUUAAAUACAUCUAUAAAUUAUCAUGGAACCGUAUCACGUAAUAUCGCGGUUCGUAUCAAACAAGUCGAAGUUGGCGGUAUUCAGUAACUAAUUGCGAUAUUUCAUCUGUGAAUCUCGUAAAAAAUGCCAGAAAACGUGCUAAAUGGAGACCAUGUUGAUGUGAAAGGUGCUAACUGUGAAACUCAAAACAACGAAGAAGAUAAUAAUGAAGAAGAAUUACAGUUUGAACCAAUAGUUUCUUUACCAUUAAUAGAAGUAUCCACCAAUGAGGAAGAUGAAGUAGAAAUGAUAAAAAUGAGAGCAAAAUUGUAUCGCUAUGAUUCUUCUAGUAAUCCAGCAGAAUGGAAAGAACGUGGAACAGGGGAAGUAAAAUUAUUAAGGCAUAAAAUAAAAAACACAGUGAGAGUUGUAAUGCGUAGAGAUAAAACAUUUAAAAUUUGUGCUAAUCAUUUUGUAACACCUUGGAUGGAACUGAAGCCUAAUUGUGGGAGUGACAGAGCAUGGGUAUGGAGCGUACUCGCAGAUUAUGCAGAUGAACAACUUAAACCUGAACUUCUUGCAAUAAGAUUUGCAAAUGCAGAAAAUGCAACUGUUUGGAAGGAAGCAUUUGAAAAGGCAAAGAAGAUAGUAGGAUCUGAAUGUGAAAUAUAUGCUGGUAAAAAUAAUGCAGAUGAAAAACAUGUUGAGAGUGAUAGUGAACCUUCUAGUGAUGUAAGUUAUAGUGAAAGUACUGACAAUGAAGAACAAGCUAAAAAAUUGGCAACAGCAGAUUCAGAGGUUCAAAACAAUGAUACUGAAACAGUAGAAGAUUUUAGAAAGGAAACCAAAGAUGGAGAAAGCUUGGAUAAAGUAUCAAAAGAACUUGAACAAUUACAAGUUAAGGAUAUAGAGAAAGACAAGUAAAAAAUUACAUCUCAGUGCAUCAAAGGUGUUAAUUAUAAGUGCACAUUCCAACAUAAACGUAAAUGCAUGCAUAUGCUUAAAUGUUUGAUCGUUGUGUUAUUUAUGAAUUUUUAAUCAAUUUUACAUUACCAUUAAAUGAAUAUUAAAUUCAAUGAAAUUAAAAAGUUAAUAAAAUAGCAGUUUAAUUUCAAAUACUUGAGUUUAUUCGACUAUAAUCUUAUUAAAUUUAUUUUAAAUGCAUCUUAUGAUGUAUAAUACAGUCGUGUUUCUGUUUUGAUACAAAACUUGAAAUAAUUAACGUGACGACGUAACCAUUUAUGACUACGUUUCACUUACAAAAAUCUAAAAAUGUACUUUUUAAUUGUUCGGCUGCUUUUUAAAUAUUAUUAUAAAAUACUGGAAUGUUUAAAUUAAAAACUAAUGAUAUUUUCGCUCCAUGUAUUGUCGAUUUUAAAUUGCACGAAACGAGUUUGUAAAUUAUUACGAUUAAAACGAUUGACGAAUACUGAAUC
Molecule: messenger RNA, 1424 nt
Organism: Osmia lignaria (orchard mason bee)
Lineage: Eukaryota; Metazoa; Arthropoda; Insecta; Hymenoptera; Megachilidae
Product: ran-specific GTPase-activating protein
Biological process (GO): nucleocytoplasmic transport
Cellular component (GO): cytoplasm; nuclear pore
Molecular function (GO): GTPase activator activity
Source: RefSeq, a predicted model, not a curated record